Molecule: messenger RNA, 975 nt
Organism: Arachis stenosperma
Lineage: Eukaryota; Viridiplantae; Streptophyta; Magnoliopsida; Fabales; Fabaceae
Exons: 6
Coding region: 1-975 (324 amino acids)
Source: RefSeq, a predicted model, not a curated record
AUGGAGUUGACUGUAAAUGAGGCAUUAGCAUUUUCUCCUGGAAAGAAGAUCGUGCUAAACCAUAACAGAGAGUUGCAACAAGUUGGUCAGGCAGCGGGCCUAUUGAGCGGGUUCUUGGGGACAUUGGCGUCUGAUUUUCAACAGUUGCCAAUUGGUGAAAAAAGUUGGAAGACAAUGAGCAAGGCUUCCAAGGAGCAUGCCUUUGACCAGUUUAAGCGAGUCUUCCACUAUGAGGACGAUGGAAAAGGGAUCAUAAAGCGGGGAAUUGUACAAAGGAUAGAAAAUUCCUGGAGGAACGCAAGAAAUCAUUUGUUCCAUAAGGUUUAUGACGAAGAACUGACUUUUGACCAAAACCUCAAGGGUAAGCCAGCAGGAAUAAAGGCAAAUCAUUGGAAAAAGUUUCUUGAAUAUCGGUUGAACGAGGACACAAAGGAGAAGUGUAAAAAAAAUGCUGCUAAUCGUUCAAAGCAAAUGUACACAUACCGGAGGAGCUACGACCGGGAAGGCCUAUUGGAAGCAAUUGAAAACAUUGAGAGCCAAGACCUCUCCAGCAAGAAAUUUUCACACAAUGAUUCCCUUGCACAAGUGCUUGGAAAGGAGCACCCAGGAAGAGUUCAUGGGCUCGAUUUUGGUCCAUGUCACAGUCAGUAUUUUCGUAACAUUCCACAGCAGUCCGACUACGGUGUACAAAUUGAGGAGUAUCAGAUGGAGAUUGUAAAACUUAAGGCGGAGGCAGCAGAACUUAAGGCAGAGUCAGCAGAAUUCAAGGCAACAGCAGCAGAGGAAAAGGCAAAGAGACAGAGAAUGGAGGCAGAGGGGAAGAAUAUUUCAACGGUUAGCAUUUUGCAGCGGUUAACAACCGCCGCCAUCUUCAAGCAGUUAUAUUCGAAUGAUUUUGUAGCGGAUCGAACCGCUGCAAAAUUAUACCUCUGCAAAAUACCAUUUAGUAGCGGUUGUUCCAGCGGUUGCUAUUAA